CCUCAACUCGCAAAACUCCAAAAAGUUGACUUCCUGGAACGAAGCGACACGGACACGCCCACUGCGGGCCGUGCCAAAGGGGAUACGUGCGUCAAGAUGAUUCACUUGUAGGUGAACUUUAAAGGGAUAGUUCACACACAACUUUAACAUCCACUCAUUAUCUACUCACCGAUGGAGGAGGUGGGUGAAGUGUUUGAGUCUAAAAAAACACUUCUGGAGUUUCAGGAGUAAACAGCUUUGCAGCCAAAUCCAAUACAGUUGAAGUAAAUGGGGACCAAUCUGAUAUCCUCCUCUGGAGCCGUGUUUGUUUGAGGAUAUCAGAGGAUAUUUAGUCUAUAAACAUGGUGUAAAUGAGGCAGUUUCAAGUCAAAUGUAUAUUGUCGGGGCUCAGGGACACUUGGAUGACACCACAGGAGCAGCAUGGAGCCAUGUUAUGGUUUUAUCUGUUUGAAGAAGGGGUCGCCAGUUACCUUAAUUGGAUUCUGCUGCAACGCUGUUUACCCCGGAAACUCCAAAAGUGAUUUGUGGACUCAAACACUCCAUCGGCACAGUGGUAAGCAGAUAAUGAGUGAAUUUUCCUUAUCUGGCUAAUCCUGUUGAAGUGACACAUCUUGUCUCGGCUGCACUCUUUGGCUGUUUCUCAAGUGACAAAUAGUGACGUCAAAAGAAACUCCUCCCCUUUCCAUGACUCCUCUUCCUUGCAUGAACACCUGAGCCUCAGACUCACCUGUGCUCAGGUGUGAGGAGGUGUUCAGGGGUGAGGAAGUGCUCAGGUGUGAGGAGGUCUGAGGAGGUGCUCAGGUGUGAGGAGGUCUGAGGAGGUGUUCAGGUCUGAGGAGGUCUGAGGAGGUCUUCAGGUGUGAGGAGGUCUUCAGGUGAGAGGAGGUGUGAGGAGGUCCUCAGGAGGUCACUGUGACUGAAGGAUUCUACUUUUCCUCCUGUGGAUGUGUCAACAUCAGCUAAAUGUAGAAGAAGAGGUUGACACCCGUCCUAAACCGCUGUGAGGGCACAGGAAGUGAAGGGGUUGUGCCAGGAUGAGGACAGAUGUCGGGUUGGCUCUGCUCUUGCUGCUGUCUGCAGCUGUUGAGUCCAACAGGAGCUGAUGCUUGUUUGUCGCAUGUGUUGCCAGGCAUGUCUCCACCAGGGAAACCAGUCCUCCUCGGCUGCAGGUCCCCUGAGAAGGAGACAUUUACCUGCUGGUGGGAGCCGGGCUCUGACGGGGGGCUGCCGACCACGCAUCGCUUCUUCUAUGAGAGAGAAAGACUGGAGGGAACACACGAGUGUCCUGACUACCUCUCUGCAGGGAAGAACUCCUGCUUCUUUGACAAGGUCCACACCUCCAUCUGGGUGGAUUAUUAUCUGACAGUGGUGGCCUCCAAUGCAUUAGGGAACGCCACUUCAGACACCUUUAAGAUUGAUGUCAUGGAGAUUGUGAUGCCCGACGCUCCUGGAAACAUCAGCCUGCAGGUGAUGAAGACGGAGGACAACCCGUUUCUCCACGUCCAGUGGGAGAGUCCCCAAAACACAGACACCAAGUCAGGAUGGGUCACCAUUAAAUAUGAACUCAGAUUUAAACAAGAGGACGGCAACGAGUGGAAGGAGUACACGUCAGGAACACAAACCCAAUUCAACCUGUACAACAUCGAUCCCGGGGUGACGUACGUGGUUCAGGUCCGCUGCAGGUUAGACCACAGCUCCUGGAGCGAGUGGAGCAACUCUACCUCUGUGAAAACCUUCAACUAUCCUCAGAGUGAGAAACCCUUCUGGAUAUUGCUCUCCAGCCUCUCUACAGUUCCAUUUCUAACAAUGUGUGUCUUGGUCAUGAAGAGGAAAUAUGUGAAGCAGUGUCUCCUGCCUCCGGUUCCUGGUCCAAAGAUACGAGGAAUUGAUGUUCAGCUUCUCAAGAGUGGACGAUCUGAAGAUGUCAACAACGCCCUGAUCAUCAACCAGACCUUUCCUUCUGUGGCGGCCUGGAAGGACGAGAGCGAGGAGUAUUUAAUCGUGUCGGAUGACGUGCGUCUGCCCAACUCGUCCAGUUCUCAAAAAAGGAAGAAAAGCUUGACUAUUGCUGCUGGCUUCCUCUUGAACUUUGAAACCCACUGCAAGGAGCCGACCCCGGGCCAAAGUGACAGGGAGAAGGCCGAGGAAAGAAAGAAUGAAAUAAAUAACUUUGCAAACAGCAAUGCGUCUCUCUCAGGAGUGGGUUUAUUUAAAAAGGAGACACUGCCAGAGGCGGCAGAUCAGAGGUGGUCGAGCCGCGACCCUGCAGCUGAGAGCAGUGUCCAGCUUCUCUCAAACUGCGGUUACGUGGAUAUUCACAGACAUAAGAACACGCAGGAGGUGGAUGUGAGUGAGGUGGACUACACCAGAGUGAAGGAGGUGAACGGUGACAAUAUUCUCAUCCUCCAUAAAGACAGAGUCCAUGGCUGCGUGGAUGUUCAGAGGCGAGAGGAGAACAUACCAGAGGACUACAGCAGGGUGGAGGAGGUGGUCGGCGACAAUCAGCUCCUCCUGCAGAGACAAAGCACCUCCGCUGACUCCUCCUGUGGGGAGAAGAGUGACCGCUACACAGAGUUCACCAAUAAGAAGCCGAGAAAUCCUCAUGAAACUGGAGCCAGUGUCUCCAAAGUGGGCCCAGAACUAAUCGUCAGUGAAUAUGUUGAUACUUUCCCUAAACCGCCUUUAAUGUAAAGUGUAAUUUCACAUGAAAAGUCCAAAAUAAAAAAGACCGAUGAUCCAAGUGAUUUACAAAGAUUUUAACAAUUAAAUGAGCCAUAUUCUGCUCAUAUUCAGGUUCAUAAUUUAUGUUAUUACUUGAAAAGGUUUACAAGCUCUAACGUACAAAAACAGAUCACUUUCCUCAGACUGUCCAUUGCUGCACCUCCUCUUUUCAGCCUCUGUCUGAAACACUUGAUUUCAGCUCCUGUCUCUUUAAGGCCUCCUGAUAAAACCAAGUCUGCUCUGAUUGGUCAGCUGGCCCACUGUUUUGAUUGGUCAUGGUCACCAGAGGAAGACCCAUACUGACCUUGAUGAUCCCCUUAUGUGUCCUCUGUUAACGUGUGUGGUACAAAGUGAAUAUAUAAUAAUACAUUGUGUCAACUAUCAGAUGCAUUGC
Messenger RNA from Hippoglossus stenolepis (Pacific halibut), 3115 nucleotides. It is a transcript of the gene prlrb, whose product is annotated as prolactin receptor b. Gene Ontology annotation, cellular component: external side of plasma membrane; signaling receptor complex. NCBI's taxonomy places the organism in Eukaryota, Metazoa, Chordata, Actinopteri, Pleuronectiformes, Pleuronectidae. Gene Ontology annotation, molecular function: cytokine binding; cytokine receptor activity. The transcript is spliced from 9 exons. Gene Ontology annotation, biological process: cytokine-mediated signaling pathway. The record is from RefSeq and is a predicted model, not a curated record. The coding region runs from base 1045 to 2691 and encodes 548 amino acids.